This is a messenger RNA of Notechis scutatus (mainland tiger snake), 2737 nucleotides long. The record is from RefSeq and is a predicted model, not a curated record. NCBI's taxonomy places the organism in Eukaryota, Metazoa, Chordata, Lepidosauria, Squamata, Elapidae.
CAGAAUUUCUUCAAUUAAAGAAGAAAAUUCUCACCAAUCUUCCAAAUAUGUGGAUCACCGUAUUAGUAAGAUAUUUUGGUUUCUAAAAGAGCCCUAUAACAAAGUUUUGGCAAUUUAGUCACCAUUUUGUAUCCUCCGCAAUUUUUAAAGUUUGUUUGGUUGAUACCGUGAGAGGAUAUGGCAACUUUUAAUGAAGAAUGGAGAUGAAUAUAUUCAGAUAGGGCUGCUUUCUUUGGUGGACUGGGUGGGAAAAAUGUAAGAAAAAAAUAAUCUGGGAAAUUUUCUCAGAAAAAAACUCCUUUGAAAAAUAAAGCGUCACUAUUUUUACUCAAAAGCAGUUUGAAGAUAAUCUGCUACUAUUUCUGCCAGCUUCAAAAUACUGAGACCAAGAAUCAAGGAUUUCACAUAAUCACUGUCUUUCUCCAAGUUUCCAAGAAGUCUUGGAUCACAUCAUGUGAUGUAUUGUGAAUUUUUUUUCCUUUGCUGAGCCAGGGUGGGCAUGGCCUGCGUGUGACACAUCAGGUCUGUGGGCCGCCAGUUUGACACCUCGAGCAAAAACUGUUAUGGUCAGGAGCUGGGAGGUGAGGUGAAGAAAGAGAUAUGCAAAUGGAUAAACAGAUUACCCACAAGCUCCACAGAGUAACAACAUUUUCAAACGGGAUAGUUUUAGAUACACCACAACUGAGCUUUAAAUAUACCACAACUGAACCCAGGCAGCUUUUGAAAACAUCUGGCAAUGGGAAAUUGCAAAGCUUGAGAGUAGUAUUGAGCUCUCAUUAAGACAGCCCUUUGGCUCAGCCCCAAAUCCUGUUACUUCAGUAUUGCUGCAGAAAAAGCUAUUUCAAUUAUGGAUUAAUUACAAAGCAAGACUUCUUGAUAGUUAAAUAUAAUCACAUAGACAGAAAUAUACCAUUUUUAGUUAUCAUUUUGAAUGUGAUAUAUUUCCUUCUAAGCUUCUUUCAGCUAUCUGAUAGCAGACUAAUGGAUUCACAGGUGCUAAUUCCUAAUUCACCAUUACAGAUUACCACAGAUUUUUUCCCCUAUACAAUUGUGUGAGAUUGAAGAUAUUACAGUGUGAAAAACAUUAGUUGAGUGUACAACCGGAUGUACAUUUAAAUGGGUGCAGAUUAUGCAUACAUGCUCAUUAUUCAGCUUCCUCAUUGGCUAGAAUCACCAGGUGACCACAGUAUUUUUAAAAAUGGUACCCAAAUAGUACAAGAAGAAACAGUGAAAAACAUUGGUAAUGUUUUGAGGUUGCUUUUAAAAAUGCUCAGUUUUUAAAAUGCUCUAGUGCAGAACUGUCAAACUCGUGGGGUGUGGGUCGGAUGUGUCAUGCACUGGCCACACCCAUGCCCAGUUAACAAAGGGAAAAAGGCAUGAUACAUCACAUGACAAUGCCAUGAUGACGCAAGUUUGACAUCCCUGCUCUAGCAUAAUGUAAUUCUAAUGGAUUUUUUUCUUUGUUUCUAGCUAGGAAAUGUUUAACUCGCCCAUAUAAAUACAACCUGUUUCAAAUAUAUUUUUGAUAGUUGGUUAUGUGCUAUGUGUAUUGAAAAAGUGCUAAAUCUUAGGCAAACAUGAGGUCUAAAAUAUUUCUACUGGUCCUCUAUAAAGGAAAAAUAUACUGUAUUAGUUGGUUGUAAUUUUCACUUUGUUUCAUUGUAAUUGGCCUACAUUUUUCUUGUGGUAUAAUACUAUAGACUCUUUUUCAAGUUCUUAUUCUCCUUGUUCUCCUGCUUUGUAAAGUAGGUGUGUUCAUUGGUUUGUCAUGGCUCCUAAUACAAACAUAAAGAAUAGGCACAAUACAUUUAAAACUUAAUUGUGUGCAGUGGGUAAUUAAAGGCAUAUUGUUGGACUGUAUGCUUUUCAAACAGAAGUUUUACAUAAGAACCCUCAUGAAACUUUUGAUCUAUUGAAGACAUCAUCCAUAAUAGGACUAGUGCAGUGUUGGCGAACCUUUUCGGCACUGAGUGCCAAAACAGGAGUGGGCAUGCGUGUGGGGGAACAUCGGAAACUGAAAGAGCAGCUCCCCAGUGCGCACGCACAGGAGCACCAGAAACUGGAAGAACAGCAUAAUGCAUGCCAGGAAACUACUCUUCCAAUUUCCGGCUCUCCUGUGCACACAAAGAAAAGCUGGCUGGCGUGCAUGUGUGCGCCAGAACCCAGAAGAGCAACGGGCGAUGGCUGGUGUGCCCAGAGAGAUGGCUCUGCAUGCCACUUCUGGCACACGUGCCAUAGGUUUUCCAUCACGGAACUAGUGGCAUCAAUUGGAAUCUGGUCUCUGUUUAUUAAAUUCAGAACAUAUUUGUCUUCAUGGAUCAUUGAGGUUCAAAGAACAGAAAGUGUAAUAGUUGAGACAGAACAGAACAAAUCCUACUUCAAAUUACAUUUCUUCCGUGGAAUUAUCAAACUACUUCCAACGAAUAAUCCAGCCAUUCAAGUCACAGUUCCUAAAGCAACCAGACUGAAGGAUUUCAGUCCAAUCUGCUUAGAAAGAAUGAGGACUGCAGAAAAAACAAUUACUACCAACCUCGAGGACCUGUAUACUGCAAAAAGAGUAUACUGUAUACUGCAAAGUCAAAAAGAGGGCUGUGAAAAUAGUUACAGACCCCUCACAUCCUGGAUAUAAACUGUUUCAACUCCUUCCCUCAAAACGAUGCUGUAGAGCACUGCACACCAGAACAACUACACACAAUAACAGUUUUCCCCCCGAAAGCCAUCAGUCUGCUAAACAAAU